CACACCCAGAGGGACAGGCAGCGGACUUCACUCCUCUUCUCCUCAUGGACCCUGAAGGCUUCACAGGACUCGGAUCUGGAGCAGCAUGAAGGUCGGAGGAGCCGCGGCGCUGCUGCUGCUGCUGCUCGGCCGCUGCUGCUGCACCAGCCCCGGCAGGACAGUGUGUCAGGGGAUGCAUAACUAUCUGACAUUGCUGGGAGAUCGUGAGUAUCACUAUAAGAACAUGGUGAGGAUGUACACAAACUGCUCCGUUGUCCUGGAGAACCUGGAGAUCACCUACACCCUGGAGCACCAGGACCUGUCCUUCCUUCAGACCAUUGAGGAAGUGGGAGGCUACGUUCUGAUUGCCAUGAACGAGGCCAACGUCAUCCCGCUGGUCAACCUGAAGCUGAUCCGAGGCCAGAACCUCUACGAUCACAAGUUCGCCCUCCUGGUGAUCUCCAACUACCGCCUGGACCAGUCGUCUGCAACGCACAACUACACCAGUGGGCUGAGGCAGCUGCUGCUAAGCAACCUGACGGAAAUCCUGAAAGGAGGCGUGAAGAUGAUGCACAAUCACUUGCUGUGCAACGCCGAGACCGUCCAGUGGCGGGACAUCCUGGACGGAGACAACAGCUCCAACGUGGUCUUCAAGACGAGCGACUUCCCGCGGAGAUGUGAGAAGUGUGACCCCAGGUGUGUUAGCGGCUCGUGUUGGGCAGCCGGGCCGGAUCACUGCCAGAGAUUCACCAGGCUCCAUUGUGCCGAGCGGUGCAGCAGAAGGUGUCGCGGUCCGGGACCCAGCGACUGCUGUAACGAGCACUGUGCGGCCGGCUGCUCCGGACCUCGAGCCAGCGACUGCCUGGCCUGCAGGGAUUUAAACGACGACGGGACCUGCAAAGACGCUUGUCCGCAAAUGACAGUCCACGACCCCAAGACGUACCGGCAGAUCAACAACCCCAACGCCAAGUUCGCCUUCGGGGCGACCUGCGUCAAGGCCUGCCCCCAUAACUACGUGGUGGAUAGUGGAUCAUGCGUCCGUACCUGCAGCGCUGGAACAUACGAGGUGGAGAAGAACGGAGUCCAAAGCUGUAAACACUGCAACGGUCCCUGUCCCAAAGUCUGUGACGGCAUUGGGCUCGGGGCUCUGAGCAACGCCCUCGCCAUCAACGCCUCCAACAUCGAAUCCUUCAGGAACUGCAGCAAGAUCAUCGGGGACGUCAGGCUCCUGCAAACCUCCUUCACCGGAGAUCCGCACGAUAAAAUCCCACCGAUGGAUCCGGCUAAGCUGGAGUAUUUGAGGACGGUGAAGGAAAUCACAGGCUUCCUGCUCAUCCAGUUUUGGCCAGAGAAUAUGACCUCUCUGUCAGUGUUUGAGAACCUGGAGAUCAUCAGAGGAAGAACCACCCACUCACGUUACAGUCUGUUGGUGAUGCAGGCAGAGAACCUCCUCUGGCUGGGUCUGCGCUCUCUGAAGGAGAUCAGUGCCGGUAAAGUGAUGAUAAAGAACAACCCUCAGCUGUGCUACACCAAAGCGGAACAGUGGAACCACCUCAACAGGUCCAGCGACCAGACCGCCACCGUAGAGAUGAACGCUCCCCCUGACGUCUGCGAACAACAGAAUCGAACCUGCGACCAGGAGUGUUCAGACAAGGGCUGCUGGGGCCCAGGUCCCACUAUGUGUCUCUCCUGUCGCCUUUUCAACCGUAGGGGGCGCUGUGUGGCGUUCUGCAACCUGCUGCAGGGCGAGCCCAGAGAGGUGGAGGUGGGCCGCCGCUGCGAGGAGUGUCACAGCGAGUGUCUCCCGCAGACCAGGACGCCGACCUGCGAAGGACCGGGCUCCGACCAGUGUUCCCAAUGCGCCCACCUGAAGGACGGCCCCCACUGCGUUCGGCGCUGCCCCCAUGGUGUGUUGGGAGACGGAGACGCGUUGAUCUCGAAGUACGCAGACGGGAAGGGCCAGUGCCAGCCAUGCCACCAGAACUGCACCGAGGGGUGUUCUGGAGCUGGACUCUCAGGAUGCAGCAGUGCGCCCAUCGCCUCCACCAUGGCGGUGGCCGUGGUGGGCGGGCUCCUCAUCGCGGUCAUCGUGGCGUUGGUCAUCUUUGUCUUGCUGCGGCGACGGCGAAUCCGGAGGAAGAGGACAACGCGGCGCCUGCUGCAGGAGAGAGAGCUGGUGGAGCCGUUGACGCCGAGUGGAGAAGCGCCCAAUCAGGCGCUGCUGAGGAUCCUCAAGGAGACGGAGUUAAAGAAGAUCCGGGUGCUCGGCUCCGGGGCCUUCGGAACCGUCUUCAAGGGCCGGUGGAACCCUGAAGGAGAGAAUGUGAGGAUCCCCGUAGCCAUUAAAGUUCUCCGCGAGGCCACAUCGCCUAAAGCCAACCAAGAAAUCCUGGACGAGGCGUACGUGAUGGCCAGCGUGGACCACCCUCACGUGUGCCGCCUGCUGGGGAUCUGCCUCACGUCGUCGGUCCAGCUGGUGACUCAGCUGAUGCCGUACGGCUGUCUGCUGGACUACGUGCGGCACCACAGGGACCACGUCGGGGCCCAGUGGCUGCUCAACUGCUGCGUCCAGAUGGCGAAGGGCAUGAACUACCUGGAGGAGCGUCACCUGGUGCACCGUGACCUGGCGGCUAGGAACGUCUUGGUGAAAACCCCCAACCACGUGAAGAUCACCGACUUCGGGCUGGCCAAGCUGCUGGCGUCUGACGAGAAGGAGUACCACGCCGACGGAGGGAAGGUUCCCAUUAAGUGGAUGGCGCUGGAGUCGAUCCUCCAGUGGACCUACACCCACCAGAGUGACGUCUGGAGCUUCGGUGUGACGGUGUGGGAGCUCAUGACGUUCGGCUCCAAGCCGUACGACGGCAUCCCGGCCAGCGAGAUGUCGUUGGUUCUGGAGAGAGGAGACCGGCUGCCUCAGCCCCCCAUCUGCACCAUCGAGGUCUACAUGAUCCUGGUGAAGUGUUGGAUGAUUGACCCGUCCAGCCGUCCCAGGUUCAGAGAGCUGAUAGUGGAGUUCUCAAAGAUGGCCAGAGAUCCAUCCAGAUACCUGGUUGUAGAGGGCGACCUCCCCAGUCCGUCAGACAGCAGGUUUUACUCCCGCCUGCUGAGCUCAGACGGCAUGGACGACGUGGUAGACGCCGACGAGUACCUGCUACCUAACAAAGCAACGGGUUGCCAUGACGACGGGUCCUGCCAUGACGUGAACGGUCAUCCACUCCGACAGAACAGCAUCGCUCUGCGUUACAUCACCGAUCCGACCCACAACGCCGCGGAUCAAGAAGACUUCGGCGGCCACGACUACAUGAACCAGAGUCUGGGGGAAACCAGCCGGACCAGCAGGCUGUCCGAGGUCUUCAAUCCCAACUACGAGGACUUGACGCUGGGCGCCGCCUCGCCCCAGUCGCCGCUGGACGAGCUGAAGUCUUUGGGACCCGAAUACCUGAACACCGCCCAGAGCUCGCUGCCUCGGGCCGCCGGGGACAGCCUGGACAACCCGGACUACCAGGCAGACUUCCUGCCACGGGCCACGCCGCCCGGGAACGCUCUUCUCCUCCCGGCGGCGGAGAACCUGGAGUACCUGGGUUUGGUGGCUGCACUGGACGCCCCCGUCCGCUAGGGGGCAGCGGCCUCCGGGACACUGCAGGACGAAAGGGACAUUGGGGACAAAGUUUCAGAAGCACAGUAAAUCCCUGCCUUGCUUUUCUUUUGCCUCUCUGCAUGAUUUGUUUGUCAGCACUAAAAAAUGAAAUCAGGAUGGAGGUUUGAAAAUGUGAAGAAGACUCAACGGGUGAGGAAGUAGAAAUGGGAACGUUUGCUUCAUGGGGUCUUCAGGGUGUAAGGGGUUCAUGCUGGACCCUCGGAUCCUCCAGGCAGUAGAAUAUACCACUGUACAGCACGUCUUAAAUGUUCUUCUAAAUAGUCAGAAGCUCUCAAUUCAAUUCUAAUUAUUGGUUGCAGCACAACGUCCCCUCACACAGGAAGAACCUUUUGGACCGUAUUUAAACGUAUUCUUUUGAAUUCCACUCAGGGUGUUCUUUUGUGUUCUUGCCUAAAAACGGGUUGAUGGAAACAACUUUAGUAAAAAUGUGACUGUGAGAAGAGUGAAUUACCAAGUAUUGUUGAUGUUAGUACACAUUUGAGCGUGAGUGAGGACGUGUGGUUGUGGAGAACGAGCUCUGGUGAAUAAAAACGUGAUCAGAUCUUUGCAGAUGAUGAAAUGAAGUCCUGUUGUUUAGCUGUUAAAUGUGAAUUGAGUUGUGAAGCUAGUUUGAGAAUUGACAUCAGGUUCAGAUCCAUGUGAACCAGUCUCAGUGUAGACCUGAUCCUCUAUGUGAACCAGAGUCAGUGUAAUCAAAGUAGUGUAGUUAAAGGCGGGUAUUGGUAGUAAUAAGGUUACUUCAUACAUGUGAUAUCAACUCCCCCCGUCAUUGAGAAAUAUGAAAAUAUGAGUAAAUGACCUGCAGGAGCCAUGAAGGAACCAGCGGAAUAAGCUAAACCCAGGUCCAGGUGGAGUGAGGAGCACCAGGAGUGGAGGAGUCAGAUCAGACCUGGAGGAGCACUAAGAUGAUGGAGGACUUCCACCUGAGAAGAAGAAGAUUGUCAUCAGCUCAAAACGUCAUCACGACAAGCAUCUGGCUCAUCUGCUUUCUAUCUAUAUAUUGUGUAUGUAUUGUGUGUACACAAUGUACACACAUGUACUUUCUUCGUCCUGUGCAGACUGUGAAGCCCUCUGAGGCUUAUUUGUUAUUUGUGAUUGUGACUUUACAAAAUAAAAGGAAUUGAAUUGAA
Pungitius pungitius (ninespine stickleback) is the source of this 4767-nucleotide messenger RNA. Its product is annotated as melanoma receptor tyrosine-protein kinase-like. Lineage: Eukaryota; Metazoa; Chordata; Actinopteri; Perciformes; Gasterosteidae. The transcript has 27 exons. Gene Ontology annotation, molecular function: ATP binding; epidermal growth factor binding; epidermal growth factor receptor activity. Gene Ontology annotation, cellular component: plasma membrane; basal plasma membrane; signaling receptor complex. The record is from RefSeq and is a predicted model, not a curated record. Gene Ontology annotation, biological process: positive regulation of kinase activity; positive regulation of epithelial cell proliferation; negative regulation of apoptotic process. The coding region runs from base 86 to 3595 and encodes 1169 amino acids.